Cryptococcus deneoformans JEC21 is the source of this 2362-nucleotide messenger RNA. Its product is annotated as cobalamin synthesis protein, putative. NCBI's taxonomy places the organism in Eukaryota, Fungi, Basidiomycota, Tremellomycetes, Tremellales, Cryptococcaceae. The coding region runs from base 489 to 2180 and encodes 563 amino acids. The transcript is spliced from 15 exons. The record is from RefSeq and is a predicted model, not a curated record.
CUCAUACACUUCGCAUUUCCCUAGUUUCUUGCUGACUGCCAAAAGGUACUCAGAUAUGUAGGCCUGUAUAGCGACUGCCGACUAUCUACGACAUGAAACACUCUGAUGGAGGACACGUCACAUUAUGUAGGCACUUGGCGCAGAUCACUAGAGGAUGCCAUAAUCAGAUGAGCUGGGCGUGAAGAUGCGUAAUGCAAGGCAAAGGGCUGGCUACCAAAACAGUCAUCACCGUUUAGUUUUGUCUGAUUUGAAAGGACUUCGACAGUCCAAUCCUCAUUCACCAUUUUGUAACAUAUGGAAGUAUAGCAGGCCGUACAGUCCUCAAUAAAAAGGCCAAUGGAACAAUGCGGAUUACUACCGGGCAGGUCCUCGAUAAUUUACCAGGAGUAGCGGAACGUUAAAGAAGGGCAUGUGCACGUCUCGUCUUAAUUUCCCUCUUUCCAUCUCCCAUCUAUCGAUUUUCGCCUCGAAAGUGAAAUUUAACCAGAAUGCCCGUCCCUACUGACGAAGACAAGCGCCUCCCUGUUACCCUAUUGAGUGGGUUUUUAGGUAGUGGAAAGACCACCCUUUUAUCCUACAUUCUCAAGUCCAAGGAGCACGGACUACGAUGCGCAGUCGUAGUAAAUGAUAUGGGAUCUUUGAAUAUCGAUGCCGCAUUGAUCAACAACCACAAACUUACUCAGAAGGAAGAGAAGGUUGUACAGAUGCAAAAUGGCUGCAUUUGCUGCACCCUUCGAGCGGAUUUGUUGGAAGAAAUCGCUACUCUAGCUGAAGCAGGCCAAUAUGACUAUCUUAUUAUCGAAAGCUCCGGUAUCUCUGAACCUAUCCAAGUUGCCGAAACAUUUACCACCGAGUUUGCGGAAACCAUGGGGGAAGGUACCGUCGAGGAAAUCAUCGAUUCCCUUCCCGAAGACGCCAGCACUACCCCUGAGUCCCGGCGUCGCUUGGCCGAGCUAAUCCAUGCUGGUGGUCUUUCAAAGGUUGCCAGGCUCGACUGUUGCGUCAGUAUGGUAGAUUGUACUACCUUCCUCGAUGAUUUCGAUACAACAGACUUCCUUACCGAUCGUCAUGGAAAGGAAGUCGCACCGGAGGAUGAGAGAAACAUUACCGACUUGUUGACCGACCAGAUCGAGUUUGCCAAUGUGAUUUUAUUGAAUAAAACGGACAUGGUAUCCAGGGAGCACGUUGCCAAAGUGGAAGGUUUAGUGAAAACUCUCAACCCCACGGCCAAAAUCAUCUUGACAUCUUAUUCCAAGGUGGAUCUCAAGGACAUCCUCAACACUCGCCUGUUUGACUUUGGUAAAGCUGCCAUGGGUGCUGGAUGGCUUCAAUCCCUUCGCGAAAACACAUUAACGGAGUUCACCGAUGCUCGAGGUAACAAGAAAAUGGUACCCAAACCCGAGACUUUGGAAUACGGUAUCGGCUCUUUCGUGUACACCGCCCGUCGCCCCUUCCAUCCUCGCCGCCUUUGGGACCUCGUAUCUAAACCCUUCUGCAUCCUCCAAACGACAUUCGAAGACGAUGAGGAUCAAGAUUCCGACGAAGAAGAUGAAGACGACGAGAUGAUUCAAGAAUUGACCGAGGAAGAAGGGAAACAAGCGAUGUUCGAGCAGAUGCAGAAAGAAAAAGCUGAGCUUGAUUUGCCUGGUCGGGCUAAGUACAAGAGGGAAUCUCCUAUUUGGAAGGGGUUGCUAAGGAGUAAAGGGUUUGUUUGGCUUGCUACAAGGCCACAUGUGCAUGGCGAGUGGUCUCAGGCAGGCAUCAUGUUCACUUUAAACGGCGGUGGUCCUUGGAUGUGCCGUAUCCCAGAAAGCGAGUGGCCUGGCGGAGACGAUCAAGAGGUUAUUGAUGCAAUCAAGCUUGACUUUAUGGGACCAUGGGGCGAUCGCCGUCAAGAACUGGUGUUUAUCGGGCAAAACUUAGACAAAGAACUCAUUACAAAAACACUUAACAACACUCUCCUCAACGACAAAGAAUGGGCUCAAUGGGAAAAGAUUAUGAACUCUCGCCGCUCAGAAGAGAAGAAGCUGGAACGUCUUUGUAACGUCUUCGAUGAUGGAUGGGAAGCGUGGAUGGAUCCCGAAGCUUCUGUAGAGGAGGAAGAGGUCAAUGAAGGCCACAGACAUGCGCAUGCUCAUGACGUACCUUUGGUAACGAAGAAGGCGAAGCUCUCGGCGUAGCUUAGCCCUUUAGUAUGCUUUCACCUUUAGCACCAUUCUUAUUGAUGCGGAUAUCAAAAAUACUCUUGGCAUUACCAAUUUGCCAGGCGAUUUCAGUAUACGACUCGAGGAGCAAUUCUACCUGUGGAUUUAGUUUGAAUGCUGUGCUACGUAGGAGAUGAACGCGGAUUACGACAAUAAUG